Molecule: messenger RNA, 570 nt
Organism: Closterium sp. NIES-65
Lineage: Eukaryota; Viridiplantae; Streptophyta; Zygnematophyceae; Desmidiales; Closteriaceae
Source: the annotation of a GenBank genome assembly
AUGGACUGCGUUGUGAUUGGGCCAGGCCUGGGCAGGGACUCGCUGCUGCAGGAGUGUGUGGCUGACAUCAUGUCUGCCGCCCGGCAAGCACGCAUCCCCAUGGUGAUCGAUGCGGACGGCCUGCACCUGGUGUCUAACCAGCCGCACCUCAUCGCCGGCUACCCUCUCGCCAUUCUCACACCCAACGUCAAUGAUCUUGGAAGGGUCACAAUAGUGCAGAAGGGAGCAGCUGAUGGCAUUUCAGAUGGAAAUGCAGUUUUUGAGUGCGGUCUCUUUGGAUCACCCAGGCGAUGUGGCGGGCAAGGGGAUGUGCUCUCAGGAAGCAUCGCAGUGUUUUUCGUCUGGGCUCGCAAGUGGCAGCAGCGGCUACAGGAAGAACAGCAGCAGGGUGGUGGUUCCUCCGACGCUGAAAUGCAGCAGCUGGUGGCAGAGCAGCUGUCUGACAAUCCAGCAGUCAUGGCAGCGUUUGCCGGGUCGCUGGUGGUGAGGAGAGCAGCAGCAGAUGCCUUUGCCAAGCACAAGCGCAGCAUGACCACGACCAACAUCAUUGAAUGCCUUGGCGAUUGGUAA